UAUGAGUGCCUUGAUAAGAAUACCUGGAAAAGUUACAAGUGCGAAAUUAUUGUAAAUGCCGUAUUGCCUAAAGACAUCGAAGUUCCAUCGACUAUCAUGCCACGGUUUGAAACUUAUGUACCAGUGAACUAUGGGGUUGGAAAAUAUAGAAAGCAAACAUGUGUCGCAGUUAUCUCAAUAAUAACAAUAAUGUUGGUGUUUUGUUUCUUUGCUUUAACAUUAAAAUGCCACUGCUCAGAAAUACCUAAAAUGCCUGACAAAAAGGACGACAAUAUUGAAGAUAGAAGUGGAACUGUUGUAGCCGAUAAAUUUGAAAGAGAAAUUGACAUGAAAGAAAGGAGCAAUAUCAGGAAGCUUGAAAAGAAUGAAGUAAAACUUUCGUCGUUUGUUCAAGAAUUUGAAAAGGAAACACUUACAUACUGGGCUUGUAAACUUGAAAAGUUUGUUAAAACAAGAGCGGCAGAUGUUAUAUAUGAUAACACAAAAACCCAAAACGUUAUUCUUAUAGUAGGUCCGACUGGGAUAGGUAAAUCGAAUAAUGCUUAUUAUGCAGCUUUCAGACUAAAAGAGGAAGUUGGCUACACAAUUCUACCAGUCAGGAAACUCGGUGACAUUACAACCUAUCAUAUACCAGGCACAAAACAAAUUUUCAUCAUCGAUGAUUUUAUCGGAAAGUAUGCAGUUGAUAAAACAGAUGCAGAAUUAUGGGUACAAAAUGGACCUUUAUUGAAAAUGUUGUUCAGCAAAAAGGAUCAUCAAACAAAAAUCAUUCUUACAAGUAGAACAUAUAUUUGGCAACCAGAAUGGUAUAAAUGCUUAAACAUUCCAUAUUGCACGAGUGAUUUGUUAUCGGAAGACCUAAAGCUAUUAAACAAAGAGAGAUGGGAUAUCUGCAAAUCUUAUAUUUGCAUCGACGUUGCAAGGACUUUGAAAAAGGAAGGAAUAAUGAUGUAUAGUAGUUUUCCAUCGGUAUGCGCAAUGUAUUCAUCGUCAAAAGAAAUAUAUUUAAAACAUUGUUUAAAAGUUCUUUAUUUGAUUAUUGAAGACGAGUUGAAUAAUUUCAAGAUCAAAUCCCAAGAAACUUUUCUUGCAUUGGCUAUUCUUGCAAUCAUACAAAUCAUUCCAAAGAAAUCGACCACAAACGAAAUUCAUGAAUAUGACGAAUUAAUGCAGGAUUUGUUGCUUGAAUUCAGUUUUGUUCAAAAUCAAUCGAAAAAUCGUCUGCAAUCUACUUUGACAGCUUUAAAAGGGGAUUAUGUGAAAGAACUGCGUGGUUGUUUCGUGUUUAUUGAUGAAAUUAUGCAAAAGAUUGUUCUUUGUUGUAUUGCAAAAACAUUCAGGAAAACAACCGUUAAGUAUUGUAAAACUGACGUGAUAUUAAAUCAGAUGCGGGUGUAUUGUAUAAAUGAAGAACAAGAUGUCUUCGAUAUAAAAGUAACAAGAGAAAACACAAAUGCAUAUUUCCGACGACUUGUUAUUGAAUUGAAUAACGGACUGUAUAAAGAUGUUUUCGAAAGUGCACAAAACGUAUUACCCAAAUUCAGGGUAAAGUUUCUCGAAUAUAUUAAACAAAAUAUAACAGUUAAUGAAUUGACAAAAUCACAAGAAGGAACGACAGCCCUUCAUGUUGUGUCUGCUCUGGGAUAUCAUGAGUAUGUUUCGUUUUUCAAACAUUAUACACGGAUAAUUAAUGAAAAGGACGCCGCUGGCAAUAUACCUUUGCAUUUAGCGUGCAAGAAUGGUCAUCUAAAAAUAGUAAAGGACCUCAUUGAAAACAAAUCUUCUGUUGAUAUUUCAAACAACGACGAAUUAAAGCCAUUUUUUCAUGCUUGUGAAAAUGGUUUUGUUGAUGUUGCAAAUUAUAUGUUGCAUAACUCGGCUAAGUGGAUAAAGGUAAAUGAAAAAUAUAGAACAAAGAAUAAUAGAUGUGUUCUACACGUGGUAUGUGCAAGUGGACAUUCACAUCUUGCAGCGUUACUGCUUAAAAAUAAGGCAGGAGUAAAUGUUGAGGAUGCGGAUGGAUGUACACCGUUACAUUUAGCAUGUUACAAAGGAAGUUCUGAAAUAGUUUCAGCUCUUCUUGGUUGUGAUGCAUAUGUCAAUGCGGUAGAUUCAUCUGGUAAAACCUCUGUAUAUAUUGCAUGUAGUGAAAAUCAUCAUAGAGUUCUACAACUUUUGCUAGAGAGAAAAGCCAAAGUAAAUCAGAAAACUGAUAGUGGAAUGACACCUCUUCGUGUUUGUUGUAAAAAGGAAAAUAGUGCUAUGGUAAAAAUGCUUUUACAGAAUGGAGCUAGGGUUAACAAUAAGAAACCAAGCGUUGUACCUUUACACGAGGCAUGCAAAGCGGGCAAUGAUAGUAUAAUAGAAAUCUUAAUUCACGCAAAAGCGUCAGUUAAUCACAGAACGAAAGAAGGUGAAACACCUCUCCACGAAGCUUGCAAGAAUGGGCAUUAUAAUGUGGUCAAAAUCUUAUUGGAUAAUAAAGCCGUUGUGGACGAAAAAGACAACCAUGGAUGGACGGCUCUUUUUUUUAGUUCUAUGUACGGUUUUCAUAAAAUUGUUGAUGUGCUUCUACAAAAAGGCGCAAAUCCUAAUAUAUCUGAUAAACAUACAAUAAACCCACUAAUACUUGCUCGCGAAGGGAAGCAUACAAAAGUGAUCGAUUUAUUGUUGCAGUCAAGGACAAAUGUUAAAAAGUGAGACAAAAAUAACUGAUCAUCACUUGCAUUUACUUGUAAUACCGUGAAUAUAGAUUUAGUCAAUAUAUUAUCAAAAUAUUUGUUUUAUUUUAGUAAUAAGAAUAUAGUCAUGAUAGUUAAUAAGGCAUAUGGAAACGCACAAGACAAAAAUGGACAUACGCCUCUAUUUAAAUCAAGUAUAAACGGAUUCAUCGACAUUGUAUAUAACCUACUCAACCACGGAGCAACUAUCAACACUAGUUUUACAGAUGGUUUAUCCCCCAAAGCAGUUGCUAGAAAAGGGGCAUUAAAACAUACUUAAGGUAUUCAUAAAAUACAGAACGAGCCUUUAUACCUUUUCAUUAUGUUUUAAAAAAUAAGAAAUAACAAGAAUUGAAGAAAGUACGUAAGUAUUUCAUUUGGGGUUAUGUGUAUGUCGACCUAUUUCCUAAAUGUGACGGAUUCAUCACAACCUCUUCACAUUUCGAAUCGUCUUUUAUCAAUGUACUUUCUCGUAGAAAAUCAAGGACAUCUGCCACAAAUACGUCUAUAAUAUAAAAUAAAUGCCUCAAACAUUUUCCUCAAAAAAUUUCUUCAUUUCUUAUUAGAAAUAUAGCAUUUCAUCGAAAAAAUUAUAAAACCUUAACAUCAUUGAUGUAAAGGAUUAAUUAUCAAAUGAUUUUGGCAAUCCUGCUGCUGAUAAUGAAAAA
Molecule: messenger RNA, 3388 nt
Organism: Mytilus californianus (California mussel)
Lineage: Eukaryota; Metazoa; Mollusca; Bivalvia; Mytilida; Mytilidae
Exons: 6
Coding region: 97-2700 (867 amino acids)
Biological process (GO): regulation of cardiac muscle contraction; protein localization to T-tubule
Cellular component (GO): T-tubule
Molecular function (GO): protein binding
Source: RefSeq, a predicted model, not a curated record